Blastomyces dermatitidis ER-3 is the source of this 2097-nucleotide messenger RNA. RefSeq lists its product as uncharacterized. The transcript is spliced from 2 exons. The record is from RefSeq and is a predicted model, not a curated record. NCBI's taxonomy places the organism in Eukaryota, Fungi, Ascomycota, Eurotiomycetes, Onygenales, Ajellomycetaceae. Bases 89 to 1471 code for a protein of 460 amino acids.
CAUUGAUGCGAUAACACCCCAUUUCUUCCUCCCUCCCAGCGAAACCUUUACCCAUCUCCCCCCCCCCCCUCCAAAGCAUAUCAAAACCAUGAAAUCCAGUCGAUCUCACAAAAUCUCUACAGCAAAACACAGCUCUCUCACCUCCGUUACCGUACUCCCCACAAACAGCGCCACAUAUCACCCUGUCAUCAGCCACUCCCACCUCUACGGCAUCACCUUAGACAGCCUAAGCCCCGCAACAGCAAUCCGACACACAUUCAUCAGACACUCGACUGUAAAAUCUAAUAAAUCAACCACAGAUCCAGGUAGUAGCAAUAUUAACGAAGGCAGCAGCCGUGGGGGCAGCGGCGGGAAUGGCAUGAGCACCAUCUCGCAGAGCCAUGUAUCCCACUGCACCAUCUCGGGCAGCAACAUCGACUGCUGCAGCAUGCGGAGGACCACCACGUCGAACGCAGAGUACGUUUCGGGUUCGCAAGUGCGCGGCUCAACAAUACUAGGCACAGGGCGCAUUUCUCAGAGCAAGCUGAAAAACGCGCAAUUCCUGUGCACGUCGGACGAUAACAGCAAUAACAACAACGACAACGGCAACCAUAAUAUUAAUAAUAUUAAUAUUAAUAAUAAUAAUAAUAGCACCAUACCAAAUCCCGUUACUAAUACUACCAAAACCGAAGUCAACAAAGGCGACAUCCGCGACUCCAUCGUCGGCCCAUUACCGUGCACGAUUAGCCGGAGCAGACUCAACAACGUAAAAAUCUCCCAGAGUACGGUUAAGGAUGCGUGUUUGAAUGAUUGCGAUAUCGACGGAUGCCGGAUUGCGAAGGCGAAGUUUUCCGGGCUGUGGUUGAGGAAUGGGAUUUGGGAGGAUGGGGAGCUGGUUGGGAAGGUGAAUGAGGGGGAGGAGGUGAUUGUCAAGGCGAGGAAUUUUGCGGAGAUUGAGGCGCGGGAGCGGGAGCAGGAGCGGGAGAGGGUUAGAGGGAUCAAGGGGUUAGGGAUAGGGGUGGGGAUAGGGGUGGGGAUAGGGGUAAUGACGGGGCCAGCCAGAGGUAUUGAGGAUCCUGUUUCUGCUUCCGUUGCUGCUGGUCGUUGUGCUCAGGGAGAUAACGCGCUGCCCGAGAUAAUAUCGGGUGAAGCUAGUGACAGUAGACGUCGUCUCCAAGACGACGAUAUGCUUGCCAACCCACCCCAAAUACCACCGCCCCAUUUCGACUCUCUUCUUCCUACAGCGGCAGCAGCAGCAGCAGCAGACGAUGAGCAACGUAGCCCAGAUCAACAAACGUCACCACCCCUUUCAAAGGAUCAACCAUAUAUCAGCACCGAAACUUACCCCAGCUCGCCGUCCACAGAGCGCUACUCAAGUGCCGCCGAAAGCUUACUCGACCCCGAUGAGGACGGCGAGUUUACGCUACAAGAUCUUCCCGAUAUUAGACGUUUAGGCAUUGACGAUGAGAAGCCUCCACCAUAUACACCAUAAGACGCCCUGCGAUUGAGGUUAAUUCUGUUUUUUGAUACAUUUUGGAUUAAACACUUCCUAUACCACCAUGUACAAACUUUUACCGUUAUUAUUAUUAUCAUUACUGUCAUUCUCCUCUCUGCGUCUUUGUAUUGCGUUUAUGACCCCCAAAAUACCCUUGUACUAUACAAUGAGCAAGGGAACAAAGAAAUGUGAAAAGGAAGGAAGAAAGCAAGAGAAAAAAGAUAAUGAAGCUUCCCCGCCCAAUUUAAUGUAAUAUUGCAUCUACUAACUCAAUUAAUUCCACUCAUUGCUUACUAAAAAUACAAAAAUUCAAUGAGUAAAGGAGUUAAACAACACCCGCCAGUGGGGUAGGUAGUAGAUGGUUGUUUAUGUAUCACAUGUACAUGUCAUUUGAAGUCAUUUGUGCACAGCACAGCACAGCACAGUACAUAAAACAUGGAGCCUUGAAUUCCACACUGGCCCAUCCACAUACCCAGCUUAUCCCCUAUGUAAGAAGGCAAAAUAAUAACAACAAUCCGAAGAUAAUAGGGGGACAAACGAAAAAGAGCGUCGUGAUAUGGCACAAUGAGGGUAAGAAACUUGGCAAGGAACAUCAUGUCAUAAAAACUGGGAUUGGGUAUGGG